Thlaspi arvense is the source of this 699-nucleotide messenger RNA. NCBI's taxonomy places the organism in Eukaryota, Viridiplantae, Streptophyta, Magnoliopsida, Brassicales, Brassicaceae. The record is from the annotation of a GenBank genome assembly.
AUGAAAGAUCUGAUACUCACCGGUAGCAUUCCUGUCACGAUCAAGCCCACGAUAGAUAUGAAAGAUGUCAAGCCAUUGACGCUUGUUAAGGCUGGAGAUGAUGGGACAUUGGUGACGCAAACACCAACUGGUGAAAGAGCUAAUGGACAUGCCUCUCUAUCCAAUGAAGCUACAAAGGAGAAACCCUCUGGUGUUGAAGAAAAUGGUAAUCCUCUCUUGGUGAAACCAAAUGUUAACAAGGGAAAAGGCAUAGCAAGUUCUUCUGGUUCUGUAGUGAAAGGUAAAACAAAAAUAGCUGCUGAUCCUGUGGCGAAUGCUUCACGAAAUGAAACUUCUGCUGCUGCUGCUGCUGAUACUCCAAUAUGGUUUACAUUACUUGCUUUAAAGGAUCAGGAUACCGAUGCACCAUUGCCACAACUCCACAAUCGUUACUUGAGGGUUAGAAACGGUAACUUACCUGUUUCAUACAUUCAGAAGUACAUUGCAAUGAAACUCCGUCUCGAAAGCGAGGAUGAGGUGGAACUAUAUUUGGGAAAUGUGCCUUUGGUACCAUCAGUGGUGCUAUGUGAUGUACUGACGUAUUGGAUUGCAUUUGGAUCUCCUCAUACAAUAUGUACAACGCUGGGAGCUUCAGCUGCUGACUAUAUAAUAAUCUUUUCUUACGGUCGCAAACUUCAACCCAAGCCUCCAGUGACUUAG